UUCCUCCACCAGGUGACAUUCACCAAACGGAAGUUCGGUUUGAUGAAGAAGGCGUACGAGUUGAGUGUCCUGUGCGACUGCGAGAUCGCUCUCAUCAUCUUCAACCACUCGAACAAGCUGUUUCAGUACGCCAGCACCGACAUGGACAAGGUCCUGCUCAAGUACACAGAGUACAACGAGCCACACGAGAGCCGGACCAAUGCCGACAUUAUCGAGACGUUGCGAAAGAAAGGCUUUAAUGGCUGCAACAGCCCCGAGCCCGACGGCGACGACUCCAUCGACCAAAGUCCGCUAAACGAUCGCAAGGCCGACGACCUGGACAGCCUCUUCAAACGCUAUGGCGCUCUGAACAAGAAAGAGCACCGGGACUCUGAGAGCCCAGACCCCGAGGAGCCCUUCUCCCUCACCCCCCGCACUGAGGAGAAAUACAAAAAAAUUGACGAGGAGUUUGAUAAAAUGAUGCAGAACUAUAGGCUGUCAUCCACUGUCCCACAGCCCACCUUCCCGAUGCCAGUCACCGUGCCAGUGACCAAUCAGAAUGCAGCGGCGGCCCUCCAGUUCAGCAACAAUCCCGCCGGUGCGCUGGUCACCACCACUUCCUUCGUCACCUCCACCCUCACAGAUCCCCGCCUCUUGUCACCACAGCAACAGCCUCUGCAGAGGAACACCGUGUCGCCAGGGUUACCGCAACGACCGGCCAGCGCAGGUGCAAUGUUAGGAGGAGAUUUGGGGAACUCAAACGGAGCGUGCCCGAGUCCAGUUCCUAAUGGCUACAUCAGCGCCAGGGCCUCCCCGGGCCUCCUGUCCGUAUCCAAUGGCAACAGCCUGGGAAAAGUAGUCCCGGCAAAGUCCCCACCUCCACCCAGCCCUCAGUUGGUCAACAGCCGGAAGCCGGACCUGAGGGUCAUCACUUCACAGAGUGGAAAGAGCCUCCUGCAGCUGACAGAGGAAGAGCUGGAGUUGGUGAGUGAGAAUGCUCAGCGGCUAGGUAGCUCGCAGGUGACUCAGCCACUCACAACUCCAGUGGUUUCUGUGGCAACACCCAGUCUCCUUGCUCCCUUCCCUGGCAUGCAGACUGCCUACAACACGGAGUACCAGCUGACGAGCGCGGAUCUCACAGCCCUUCAGACUUUCACACCACCAGGGCUGGUGCCUGGCAACAUGGCCGCCUGGCAGCAGCAACCAGUCGUCUCCCAGCAACAACAACAGCAUCAACAGCAGCAACAGCAGCUGACACUGGCGUCACUCAAUAACUUGGUCUUGGCUUCUCAGUCCAACUUUCUCUUGGGCAGAGAGGAGGGCCUCUGCUGGUCAGUUGGCCCCGUACCUCAGAGCACCGCACUCACAGUCAACACAAACCCCAAUGUCAACAUCAAAUCAGAACCCGUCUCCCCAAACCGUGACCGCAGCACCCCCAGUUCCACCGGCGGUCCAGUGUUGGGCGCAGGGCCUCAGAUCCAGGGACAAGGUCUGGUGUCCAUCGCCUUCCCUGGCACCCAGGGCCGCUCGCCCGUCGACAGCCUCAGCAGCAACGGCUCCUCCUAUGAGGGCAGCGACAGGGACGAUGGUGCCCAGGGUCGAGGCGGGGGGCAAGACUUCCACCACCAGGCGGCAGCCGGAGCACAGCAGUCCACCAUGGUCCUGCUGCGGCCCUCGUCAGCUGAGCCUCAGGAACAGGAUGGGACAAACGUCAAGAGAGUGAGAUUGGAUACCUGGGUGACAUAAAGGAGAACAGAGGGAUGGACACAUGGAAGGAGGAGAUGUGUACUUGUGGCUUGUGUACAUGCCCCCCACCAGCUCUUGACGCCCCCCAGUUUCCCCCUCUGAAAACCCACACAGAAUAAAACCACCAUUGACCCAGUAACUUACUCUUCAUGCAGGAAAGUCAUUCAUGCACAACACAAGCAUGCAAUCACUCUCAUGUUGCACAUGUGAACACUGAUGCUCAGUUGUAUGGCGAUGUGCGUUCAUGUUUGUACUUUGAUGUACUCAAAACAUGAAAAGCCCCCAGUGGGUUGAGCCAACGAUCCAGGGAUUACUCAUCAAACGAAUUACCAUGUUGGACUUGAUCCAGCUGCAUUUUUAGUAGGAGUGAGCAAGUACAUUUUCAAUCAGGCAUAAAAUUGGACUUUUGAACUACUUGACAGUUGUUGGCAGACCAGACAAACAAACCGGACUUGGUUUCCCAGAAUGCCCCGCAUUCGAUUUAUGAAUGGACCCACUCUUGCAUCCUCACUCUUUUCCCACAGAUGUUGGUCAAAUAUGACAGAUUUGUGCUCUGAAAGUGCCACUGAAAACGUCCACAAAUGUCUUUUCUACACAUCCGGCCAUCCACAGCUGCGUUGCCAUCUAUUUAGAUUCUUGUUUCUUCGGGCGGUUUUGAACAGAGUCUCGUCCUUCUGUCCUUGACUGUCCAGAGUUUAGAUUAAUUUUGGUUUUGGAUUUGAAGACACUAAAAA
Poecilia latipinna (sailfin molly) is the source of this 2459-nucleotide messenger RNA. It is a transcript of the gene mef2d, whose product is annotated as myocyte enhancer factor 2d. The transcript is spliced from 11 exons. The annotation marks the transcript as partial. The record is from RefSeq and is a predicted model, not a curated record. Gene Ontology annotation, biological process: heart development; positive regulation of transcription by RNA polymerase II; cell differentiation. Gene Ontology annotation, molecular function: RNA polymerase II cis-regulatory region sequence-specific DNA binding; DNA-binding transcription factor activity, RNA polymerase II-specific; histone deacetylase binding. Lineage: Eukaryota; Metazoa; Chordata; Actinopteri; Cyprinodontiformes; Poeciliidae.